UGCAUCACGUCUGUAAAAUCUGUCGUCUUCACUUCCGGUGUUGAAGUUGUUCAGUUUUGGAUCACGUUUUGGCCUUAAACUUCCAUUUCCUGUCACAAUCGUCCCGCAAACAGCGUUUUCAGGCCGGAACGGUUGUCUUCUAGCCGGAUCGGAAGGCGCUGUAAGCUGACAAUGUUGUGUUAAGGUGGGAAAGUUUCUUGGCAGGAUUUUUCAGUCCGCAUGGCUAGCUUGCCCCUCCCCCUCCUGUGCAACAUACAUCAUUACGCUAUGACAGGCCGCUGUCAUCAGACCCGGUAACGUUAUCCGUCUGACCCGGUGGCCACCCCGGUACCAGCACACCACCGAGCCGCUGCACCCAACCCGCUCGGUCCACCCUCACCACGGCCCGCCUGCGCUCCCACCCCGCCCCGCUCCACCCUCCCGAGCACGGACACAACAACAACAACACCAUGGCCUUCUUCUGCUUACUCUGGAGGGUGGUGAAACAUCUCUUAUUCCGUCCCGAGACGUGGCUGAUGACGCUGAUCGGAGUCGCCAUCUACAGCUAUGUGCACCACUGGGGCGACAUCAAGGCUAUUUUUAACCAGGCCAAGCUCUCUCUCAGCUCUAGAACUUCCCAGCUCGCAGGGAUUGCGACGGUGAUUCAGGAAAACCAUUCCGAAUCGUCGAAGGAACCGCAGCUGGAGUUGAGCGAGGAUGUGAGCGAGGAGGAACUUGCGCAGAUCUGGGAAUUCCGGAAGGAUAACGUUGCGGUGUACGCGAUACAGGGACGACGGGAACACAUGGAAGACAGGUACAGUGUCAUCACCAACAUUGCAAAGAGCGGAGCGUCCGUCUUUGAAAUCUUCGAUGGGCACGGGGGAGACUUUGCGGCAGAGUAUGCAGAAAAGAAGCUGACAGAAGUCUUAGAACAGAGGUUGACGCGAGAAGACGCAGCAAAGAACCACGAGGACCAUUUCACCAUCCUCACAGACGAGAUUCUGUCGGUGGACAAGAAAUUGGUCACAGCAGCAAAAACACAGAACGACGUAGCUGGCACGACAGCAUUGGUGGCGUUGUUAGAAGACAACCAGCUGACCGUCGCGAACGUCGGGGACUCGCGAGGCGUCAUCUGCGACGCGGAGGGUCGGGCGAUCCCGCUCUCGUUCGACCACAAACCGCAGAUCCUAAAGGAGCGCAAGAGGAUAAAGAAGGCGGGGGGGUUCAUUAGUUAUAACGGGGUGUGGAGGGUGCAGGGAGUGCUGGCGACCUCGCGUGCCUUAGGGGACUAUCCGUUGAAAGACAGGAGUUACAUCGUCGCAGACCCGGACAUUCUGUCGUUCGACUUGAGGGACAUCAGGCCGCAGUUCAUGAUCCUCGCCACUGAUGGAUUGUGGGAUGCGUUUAGCAACGAGGAGGCGGUGGAUUUUAUUAAGGAGCGACUCGACGAGCCGCACUUUGGCGCGAAGAGUAUCACGUUACAGGCGUUCUACCGAGGCUCGCUGGAUAAUAUUACGGUUAUGGUGGUGAACUUUCGCGCAAAGAGGGGGAACAAAAACGGUUUCAGGGAGACGUCGGUGUAGGGGAGGGGGUUACUAUGUCUGUAAAUAACUUCAUAAUCAUAGCAUCAUUCAUUAGCUGUGGUACACUGUUGGCUCAAUAUUUUUGUUUGCAUGUAGUUGGCCCUGCUUGAAUCCAUUUUGUCUCAAAAUUUAUUGUUUUCAUAGAUUUUGAACGAGCUCGCUGAUUGGCCCAAUUUGCCAAAGCCCUCUUUCGGAAGGGCAUUCUGUCAUCAUCAACAUGGCCGACGCGAAAGCGGAUGCUCGGACCCACUCGUAGUUAGCAAGCAAAAAAUUGAGCUAGCAGUGACUGUGGAGGAUGGUACCAGGGCUAUAGCAUCAUUGGAGAAUGAAAUUCUUCAUACAAAACCAAACCCUACAUGUAAGUUUCAUCUAGUCAGUCAUUUUAUCUACCACAAUGAUCAUGAGCACCUAAAGACAAGCCUUAGGGUUAUAUCUAAAAUUUCUUUCUCUUAAAGGGUUGUCUCCCAACUCUAAAACUUGAGGAGACUGGAGACAAAACUGUUUUCCAACAUUACUUGCGUUUCGGAACUUUGGAAUCUUUUUCCAAACUGUUUAAAUCAAAGGAAACUUUUACUUCUUGUGUCCCAUUUUGUUCUGUUCUUUUUUGCGAAGAAUAGACUUUUUUUAGAUCACAAUUAACUUGGCAUUUAAUGAUUGAAUGAGAUCAUUGAAUGAGUAAUUUUGUAAUAUUAAUCUGGUUAUUGUAAUCAGUGCCUGUCAUAUUGCAAUCUCGACUGAAAGAGUUAAAAAGGGUGAUUCAGGUCAUCGUUGCACAUAAACUAUUAUGUAAAGUUGAUGUGAAUAAUA
Molecule: messenger RNA, 2369 nt
Organism: Branchiostoma floridae (Florida lancelet)
Lineage: Eukaryota; Metazoa; Chordata; Leptocardii; Amphioxiformes; Branchiostomatidae
Product: protein phosphatase 1L-like
Exons: 5
Coding region: 450-1562 (370 amino acids)
Biological process (GO): protein dephosphorylation
Molecular function (GO): protein serine/threonine phosphatase activity
Source: RefSeq, a predicted model, not a curated record